This is a messenger RNA of Salvelinus namaycush (lake trout), 585 nucleotides long. Its product is annotated as retinol dehydrogenase 12-like. Lineage: Eukaryota; Metazoa; Chordata; Actinopteri; Salmoniformes; Salmonidae. The record is from RefSeq and is a predicted model, not a curated record. The transcript is spliced from 4 exons. Bases 1 to 585 code for a protein of 194 amino acids.
AUGUCUACCAUUGAGAAAAUGUUAAACCUCAAAAAAGAGAAGAAACUUAACAUCCUCAUUAACAAUGCUGGCGUCAUGGUGUGUCCGUACGGGAAAACAGAUGAAAACUUUCAAAUGCAGGAAUCAACCUCAAAUCUACCAAUCAAAAGCUUCCAAAGCCCCCUAUCUCGUCUCUUAGGUCACUUCCUGUUGACUCACUUAUUGAUUGACCUGAUCAAAAGGUCGACCCCGGCCAGGAUCAUCAAUGUAUCCUCUUUGGCUCACUUCUGGGGUACCAUCAACCUGGACGACAUCAACAGUGAGAAGGGCUAUGACAAGAAGAAAGCGUACAGCCAUAUCAAGCUAGCUAACGUCCUCUUCACCCGCUCCCUGGCCAAGAGGCUACAAGGUACGGCUGUGACCGCGUACUCCCUCCACCCUGGCGUCGUUCAGACUGAUCUGUGGCGGCACCUGAACGCACCUCAGGCAGCUAUCAUGAAGAUGAUCAGUCCCUUCAUUAAGACAUCCGUCCAGGGAGCUCAGACCACUAUCUACUGUGCUGUGGACCCUGAACUGGAAACAGAGAGUGGUGGAUAUUACAGGUGA